ACCCCGGGGGCCGCUGGUGGUGCGUUCCUGCUGGUCCAGCCACCCGCGGUGAGUUAGUCGCCGCCUGGAGAGAAGUCGGGUCUAGCCCUGGCUUCUCUGGAUGCUAUGCUUCUCCAAUGGAGGAAGCCCAAGGGGAACUGACAAGUUCAUGCAGUUCUAAAACCAUGGCCCAUGUAUCCUUGGCAUUCACGGAUGUGGCCAUAGACCUUUCCCAAGAGGAGUGGGAAUGCCUGGACCCUGCACAGAGAGACUUAUACAAGGAUGUGAUGUUGGAGAACUAUAGCAACCUGGUCUCACUGGGAUGUACCAUUCCUAAGCCAGAUGUGAUUACUUUAUUGGAGCAAGACAAAGAGCCCUGGGUGGUAAUGAGGGAAGGGACAAGGAGUUGGUACACAGACAGUAGAAAAAUGUAAAACCUACACCCAUGAGGACACCAUUUUCAGAAAUGAUUUGCAGUGCAAACAUGAAUUUGAGAGACACGAGGAACAUCAGAUGGGAUGUGUUAGUCAAAUGAUAAUCCAAAAACCAGUAUCUUUUCCUCUACAUGAGAAAAUUCAUA
Messenger RNA from Nycticebus coucang (slow loris), 559 nucleotides. RefSeq names its product zinc finger protein 780A (gene ZNF780A). NCBI's taxonomy places the organism in Eukaryota, Metazoa, Chordata, Mammalia, Primates, Lorisidae. The coding region runs from base 117 to 413 and encodes 98 amino acids. Gene Ontology annotation, biological process: regulation of DNA-templated transcription. The transcript is spliced from 5 exons. The record is from RefSeq and is a predicted model, not a curated record.